AUGAACCCUACGCCAUUUUCUAAAGUUGCAGUUCUUGGAGUUUGCACCACACCAGACGUUUCGUCUGUUCCUAUCUGUGAGGAAGGGACGUGUGAUUGGACGACGUACCCUCAGACGUCACAGCCUCCUUUUGAUGGUAAUGGUGGAUCGUGUGAGAGACACCCACUCCUCAUGCAGUUCUUCGGCAAGGUUUACCAUACUGAUGUCUUGACAGAAGAAUUUACACCCGUUCAUAAUGGUCAUUGGUGGUCAUCAGUCUGCCAGGAUGUGGACGACCCUUUACUUCACCAGUGCCCACGCAGCUCCUCCGAAUACUCUCACCAUGACUCUAGUGAUUACUCCCACCAUGACUCUAGAGAUUACUCCCACCAUGACUCCAGCGAUUACUCCCACCAUGACUCUAGAGAUUACUCCCACCAUGACUCUAGAGAUUACUCCCACCAAGACUCCAGUGAAUACUCCCACCAAGACUCCAGUGAAUACUCCCACCAUGCCUCUAGAGAUUACUCUCACCAUGACUCUAGUGAUUACUCCCACCAUGACUCUAGAGAUUACUCCCACCAAGACUCCAGCGAAUACUCCCACCAUGACUCCAGCGAAUACUCCCACCAUGACUCCAGCGAAUACUCCCACCAUGACUCCAGCGAAUACUCCCACCAUGACUCCCUGUUUGACACCAACGCCCUGUUUUACACCCACAUCCUCGAAUACUCUCACCAUGACUCCAGCGAUUACUCCCACCAUGCCUCUAGAGAUUACUCCCACCAUGCCUCUAGAGAUUACUCCCACCAUGCCUCUAGAGAUUACUCCCACCAUGACUCCAGCGAAUACUCCCACCAUGACUCUAGAGAUUACUCCCACCAUGCCUCUAGAGAUUACUCCCACCAUGCCUCUAGAGAUUACUCCCACCAUGACUCUAGAGAUUACUCCCACCAUGACUCUAGAGAUUACUCCCACCAAGACUCCAGCGAAUACUCCCACCAUGACUCUAGUGAUAACUCCCACCAUGACUCCAGCGAAUACUCUCACCAUGCCUCUAGUGAUUACUCCCACCAAGACUCCAGCGAAUACUCCCACCAUGCCUCUAGAGAUUACUCCCACCAUGCCUCUAGUGAUUACUCCCACCAUGCCUCUAGAGAUUACUCCCACCAUGCCUCUAGAGAUUACUCCCACCAUGACUCCAGAGAUUACUCCCACCAUGACUCUAGAGAUUACUCCCAACAUGACUCUAGAGAUUACUCCCACCAUGACUCCAGCGAAUACUCCCACCACGACUCUAGUGAUUACUCCCACCAUGACUCCAGCGAAUACUCCCACCAUGACUCCAGCGAAUACUCCCACCAAUACUCCCACCAUGACUCUAGUGAUUACUCCCACCAUGACUCUAGUGAUAACUCCGACCAUGACUCUAGAGAUUACUCCCACCAUGACUCUAGUGAUUACUCCCACCAUGACUCCAGCGAAUACUCCCACUAUGACUCUAGUGAUUACUCCCACCAUGACUCCAGCUAA
This is a messenger RNA of Haliotis rubra (blacklip abalone), 1512 nucleotides long. Its product is annotated as histidine-rich glycoprotein-like. The record is from RefSeq and is a predicted model, not a curated record. The coding region runs from base 1 to 1512 and encodes 503 amino acids. The transcript has 3 exons. NCBI's taxonomy places the organism in Eukaryota, Metazoa, Mollusca, Gastropoda, Lepetellida, Haliotidae.